AGAUGAACCUUUCUUUGAUUUUUCUGCUAGCAUGGAGCUCGGUUUUCCUGGGCGGCACUCACACUCUGAGUCGGAUUAGAAAAUCCGAUAUUGGCUUAAAAACUUUGGAGGAGCUGAUCUUGAUUAGAAAGACUUUGGACAGACAGGCUCUUAGGUUAAGAGGUGUGGAGAUCAAUCUGCAUCGUGUGCUUAGCAGGGUGAUACUUCUUUCCGAUGGGGAUGUGCAGUCACUGAGGACAACCUCCUCUAAGGAAGAUCAUUUAAAGGAGCUAUCGCUCCUUUUCGCUGAGUUAUUCAAGCGACUGGAUCAAGACGAGAAUCGUAAAGAUCUUAAUGAUAUAGCACAGCAAAUUAGAUUUAAUCCCCUGGAAAGUUCUUUAAAUGCAUCUGCUUUGAAAGAUGUUUCCAAAGAAAAUGUCUUACCAAAAGUUGACUUUUACCAGCCUGCCAAAUCGGAUUGCUAUGAACUGGAUGAAGAUGUUCGAGUUGAUGGCGUCUAUAAGUUUCUGGUUGCCGAGAGGAAUGAAAUCCAGCGAGAUUUUUACGAGCGUUACUGCGCCUUCGCCACCGAUGGUCCCGCCUGGACGGUGAUCCAGAACCGAGGUGGCGCCUUCGAUCCCCCCGAGAACUUUAAUCGCAGUUGGGAUGAGUAUCGCGCGGGUUUCGGCAAUCUAUCCCGAGAUUUUUGGUUUGGCAACGAGUUCACGCACAAGAUUCUCUAUCGCGAUGAUCAUAAGCUGAGAGUGGAAUUGCAGGAGGAGCAGGAGCCAAUGGAUUGGGCAGAGUACUCCGUGUUCCGGCUGGACAGCGAGGGCUACAACUAUCAGCUUUUUGUGGAGGGAGGCUUCCGGGGCUCUCUUCCAGAUGCCCUGCAGCAGCACAACCAAACGGAUUUUAGCACCUACGAUCGUCGUAGCGAUCUUGGAACAUCCGAAGAUUCCACCUGUGGCGAGAGUUACGGCGGGGGAUGGUGGCUCGGUCGCUGCACACCGUCCAAUCUAAAUGGAGAACAUGGUGUCCACCAGAGAUUAUGUCCAGCAAUCAUCUGGAUGAAUUGGCGGAACGGAACUCUCAAACCGAAAAACUCGCGCAUGAUGAUACGACCUGUAAGCCCGAUUCCGGGUGACAACUUUGACGAGGAUUAGACGGCGGUGAACUGGGAAAUUUAAA
This is a messenger RNA of Drosophila rhopaloa, 1170 nucleotides long. RefSeq names its product angiopoietin-related protein 7. The transcript has 3 exons. The record is from RefSeq and is a predicted model, not a curated record. NCBI's taxonomy places the organism in Eukaryota, Metazoa, Arthropoda, Insecta, Diptera, Drosophilidae. Bases 3 to 1145 code for a protein of 380 amino acids.